Molecule: messenger RNA, 1639 nt
Organism: Alnus glutinosa
Lineage: Eukaryota; Viridiplantae; Streptophyta; Magnoliopsida; Fagales; Betulaceae
Product: F-box protein At2g26160-like
Exons: 3
Coding region: 99-1265 (388 amino acids)
Source: RefSeq, a predicted model, not a curated record
CAAAAGGAGAGAUUGAGAACAAACCUUGGAGCCCAAAUCCAGCGAGAAUAAAGCAGAAAAGCAGUGUUGGUGUUCAGAGUCAGUGAAGCAACGAAGAUAUGGGUGAGAGAGUGGUGGAGUGGUCGGGUCUUCCAAAGGAACUUUUGGAGAUGAUCGGCAAAAGCCUCGACACCCGUGUCGAUGUUCUCCGAUUUCGCAGCGUCUGUAGCUCCUGGCGUUCCUCUACCCCUCACUCUCACGCUCACUCUCCUCGCUUCCCUCUCAAAUUUCCUUCUCCCUAUAUUGCGCUCGAGUCAGCGUCAAUGUCAAGAACGCCAGUUCAUCUCUGCGAAAGCACUCUCUAUCUUCUUCAACCGCUAAAUCCAUUUCCAACUUCAACUUCUUCUUGUUGUAGCAAGGGCUGGUUGAUCAAUGUCCAAGAGUCAAAUUCGGGCAAAUUGCGUCUUUUAGAUCCGCUCUCCCACCGCUAUAUCGGCUACUUUCCUCUUGAUUACGCGAAGAUGUUGAACUUGGUGAGCUUCCGGAUCGUCGAAUUAAGCAAAGCGUAUACGCUUAGAGAUCAAAUUGUCAUCGGACCGACAUCAAAAAGGGAAAGAAAAUGUAUACUCAGUUACCGAUUUGCUCAUGGCGUGAAAAAAGCAGUGCUGUUCCCGAAUUCAGCAUGGACUAGUGCAGACGAGUGUGUGGUUUUCGUGAUCUUUCACGGCGGGAAAUUGGCUUGCGCAAAAUUUGGGGAUGAGGAAUGGACGUUUGUGGAUGAUGGGAUUCAUGAUGAUAUUAUUGUAUACAAGGGCCAACUCUAUGUUGUGUGUAGAUUAGGAAUAGUUUCACGGAUCGAAUAUCCAUCGUCAAAUUUGGUACAGUUUUCGCCUCGGCUACAUGGUUCCAUUUGCCAUAAGCAUUUGGUGGAGUCGUGUGGAGAUCUUUAUGUUGUUGAUAGACACGCAUAUCUUGGUAGAUUGCAUACAUUUGAUAUCAAAGUGUAUAAGCUGGAUGCAGAGCGAGGUCAAUGGGGUUCGGUGACAAGCUUGGGUGAUCGAGCGUUUGUCUUGGGAACUGCUUCUUCUUUCUCUGUUUCAGCUCAAGAAUUUUUUGGAUAUCAAGGGAAUUGCAUUUACUUCACUGAUUAUCAAAGUAAAAGUUGUGUUUUCAAAUUAAAGGAUCACAGCAUUGGCCGUUUAGCAUUUUUCACGGAGCAUUCUCAUCCAUUCUGUCCUCCCCCAACUUGGCUUAGCCCUACCAAUCCACGUUCUUCUACUUGUUGAAUAGAACCGAAUGGUUAUUUGAAAGGUGUUAAUAAUGCGGGAAAAACAGUAGACGGCAAAGACGAUGGUGUUGCGUACGGUACACCCAAUAGCAGAAGGAGAGACCGGUGCCGACGCCUACAAAAAUGUUGAAUCUUUUUUUUUUUUUGAACAUGUAGGUUUUUAGUUUUUUUUUUUUCAAGCUUAGCCCCUCCUCCUGCUUCUUCUUCUUCUUCUCCUUCCCGUCAAUGUAUAAAAUUGAUGUCUCUAGAAAAAGAGGAAGAAACAGAGAGCUCUGGAAACCCUUCCCGUUACAAACGGAAAAUGUCUAUUUAGACAUUACCUUGUUCGUGUUGGAAAGAAAAUUAUUUUAAGGGAGAACUUUACAAAAAAUG